Dothidotthia symphoricarpi CBS 119687 is the source of this 1377-nucleotide messenger RNA. RefSeq lists its product as uncharacterized. Lineage: Eukaryota; Fungi; Ascomycota; Dothideomycetes; Pleosporales; Dothidotthiaceae. The record is from RefSeq and is a predicted model, not a curated record. Bases 1 to 1377 code for a protein of 458 amino acids. The transcript has 2 exons.
AUGCAGCGACAACUGUGCAUUGCCGGCACGCUAUCUUCCAAUUACAAGCAACGCUGCUCUCGCAUCCCGAAAGAGCCGGGAGUAGUCCGCUGCAAGCAACACUCUGAUCCAGACCGAUUUCCCCCGCAUAUCUCUGCCCAGACUCACGGCAACGGUGCCUCCAAUAUGAACAAAUCUCGCCACGCCUUUGACAGAGAAAGCACGCUUGAUCGAUCCCCACGCUCGAUCCUAAGGGAUCUGUCAGUGGACGAACAGAAGAGAGCGGUGCGCUUCGCAGGUGAAGAUAUCGAGAUGGCUGAGAGAGAGCGCCAUCCUGACUGGUACGAUACUGUGAGCACGCAAGUUGACAUGCCUGACCACUCUACCCAUGGCUUGAACUCCCCUUGUCGUGACCAUCUCGGAUUGCAUGCUCAGCCAACCGCCGUAUACGAGAGCUACAACCAGACGCCCGCAGAAUACGGCAAUCACUCCCCGCCAGGUCGGGAGCAAGAUCUACUCCGUACCGGAUCGAACAACGAGUACCCGACUUACCGUUCCCGCAGAGCAUCAUCUUCAUCCAGCCAUAUGCACACCAAACCCGAAGUCGUACACGGCGGUCGUGGUUACCCAGUUCACAACUCACAUGGCCACUCAAUGCCCGAAUUUGGAGAAUCCCGGUCACCAUCUCGUUCCGCGUUGAGUGUAGUGCUCCCCCAACAACCACCCACUUCAGCACCGGUACUCGAACAGAUUCAGAAAGAUAGCAAUACGUUCAAGCUCACUGUCCAGAAGUUAUGCCAAACCAUCGCGCUCUUAGAAGGAAAGAUUCAACAGCACACCUCACAGAUCGACAACCAGACCUCCACUAUCGCCCGCCAGACGCAGCAGCUCGACGAUCAGCAUACGCAACUCGGAAAACAAGCCAAUCUAAUCCAUAAGAUGGAGAAUCGCGACAACAAAACAAUCACUUGGCUAGAAGAAUCUGUGGGCGAGCUUACGGCAAGAGUAAGAGAUCAGCAAAAGCAAAUCGAUCUGCAGACUGGUCUUCUUACCCGGGUAGUGGACUCGUCCCGCAUUCGCUCUUCGACUCCAGCACGUACUUACAGCGAGGGCUUCUUGGAUGGAUUUGAGCCGCCAACGACAGUGUCCUCGCGCUCCCGCACGUUCGUUCCGACUGGACAUGUCAUGUCCCCGCAAUUGCAUACGAAGGCCUUCAGUCCCCCUGCCAAACCCAAUAUGCAUGGCAAGCAUUCUGUCUAUCCGCAUCCGACGUUAGGCCCUGAACAUCGAGGUGCUAGCUUGAAAGACGCUUUCGCUCCUCGGCCUGGACACAUGGGCCAGGGCAGGUACACGGAUACCAAUCCCUGGGCGCAUUCUCUUGCUUGGGAGCAUGAGUAG